GGCGGUCACGUGCCGCUGUUUGGCGCUUUUGUGCGCGCCCCGGUCUGUUGGUGCUCGGAGUGUGGCCGGGCGGCUCGGACCGAGCAGGAUAUUCUCCACCGUGUGGAUUGUCUAGAGUACACUGCCAGUCUCUUGUCUUCUAUUCACCAUGGCUUCUUCUGAUAUCCAGGUGAAAGAACUAGAGAAGCGUGCCUCAGGGCAGGCAUUUGAGCUGAUACUUAGUCCUCGUUCAAAAGAAGCAGUCCCAGAAUUCCCCCUUUCCCCUCCGAAGAAGAAAGAUCUUUCCCUGGAAGAAAUUCAGAAGAAACUAGAAGCUGCAGAAGAAAGACGCAAGUCCCAUGAAGCUGAAGUCUUGAAGCAGCUUGCUGAGAAGCGGGAACAUGAGAAGGAAGUGCUUCAGAAAGCAAUUGAAGAAAACAACAACUUCAGUAAAAUGGCGGAAGAAAAACUGACCCACAAAAUGGAAGCUAACAAAGAGAACCGAGAGGCACAAAUGGCUGCUAAGCUGGAACGCUUGCGGGAGAAGGAUAAGCACAUGGAGGAGGUGCGGAAGAACAGAGAGUCCAAAGACCCUACCGACGAGAACGAAGCUGACUAGCUGGCCAAGAGCUGGCUUCUCCCCCUCCCGAGCAUCCAAAGACUGAACUGGCCAGUGUCGCUUUUAUUUUAUUCCUCCUGACAAAUAUUCUAGAAACUGAUGUAGAACUGCAUAGGUAGAUCCAAACUGUACAGAUGUUGUUUUGGGGGCAAAGGGGGAGAAACUACAAGUGUUUUGCUCUUUUUCUAAAGUGUUGAAGUCUUUCUAACGUAGCUAUUUUUCUUGUUGCAUCUUUUCUAUUCCGGUAUGCUCGGUGCUGGGUUAAUGGCUAGUACUGUAUUGGCUCUGUGAAAACGUUUGUGAAAGGAAUCUGUAGUAUGCUUCUUUCCAACUGUUAGAUGCUGAAUAUAUCUGUCUGUUCACUUUUGAAACCUGACCUUUGUCCCGGUCUUUCCAGAUACUACUGUACUUGAAUGGUUAAUAAAACUGCACAGUGCUGUUA
Molecule: messenger RNA, 1040 nt
Organism: Vombatus ursinus (common wombat)
Lineage: Eukaryota; Metazoa; Chordata; Mammalia; Diprotodontia; Vombatidae
Gene: STMN1
Product: stathmin 1
Exons: 5
Coding region: 149-598 (149 amino acids)
Biological process (GO): regulation of microtubule polymerization or depolymerization; microtubule depolymerization; neuron projection development
Cellular component (GO): neuron projection; cytoplasm
Molecular function (GO): tubulin binding
Source: RefSeq, a predicted model, not a curated record